This is a messenger RNA of Stylophora pistillata, 900 nucleotides long. RefSeq lists its product as uncharacterized. NCBI's taxonomy places the organism in Eukaryota, Metazoa, Cnidaria, Anthozoa, Scleractinia, Pocilloporidae. Gene Ontology annotation, biological process: cilium organization. The record is from RefSeq and is a predicted model, not a curated record.
CCAAUUUGAACCUCGUAGUUUCCCAUACACACGACUUAGCGACCGCCUAAAAUACACUUGGUAGCCACCUAAAAUCAACAUGGCGGACGAUGUGAGCGAGGAGCGACAAUCAAACACUGAAACAAAUCUUACGGAAAACAAUUCAGGUCAGAUUGGAUGGGUAACGUUCGACGAACCAGACAUAAAUGAACCGCAGUGUCUCAAAAGUGUGGAUCGUGAGCAAAUCUGUCCGCAAAGGGGACAAUAUAUUGCACGGUUAGAGAGAGAGCUUCAGAGACUGCAAGAUAAGAAAAGAAAACCUCUUUCAUCCAAAGAAAUGAUAAAAACUUUACAAGAAGCCAAAGAUACUCAUAUGAAACACUUAAUGGACAGUUCUGAACAAUCAGAGGCAUUUUUGACAGAUGAAGGUGAAAGAAAUGACAACUCUUGUUGCUUUCCUAUGUAUAGAGCAGUGUUUCCUAAACAACCACUGAACAAUGAAGAACUAGAGUGCUUAGUUGGAGAUAAAGAGGAUAAUGAUCCUGAUAGAACAACCACUGAACAAUGAAGAACUAGAGUGCUUGCUUGGAGAUAAAGAGGAUAAUGAUCCUGAUAGAACAACCACUGAACAAUGAAGAACUAGAGUGCUUGGUUGGAGAUAAAGAGGAUAAUGAUCCUGAUAGAACAACUAGGGAAGCAUGGAAGACACGAUAGUAACACACACCAGACAGUUUUUGGGUGAAAAAGUUGAGCUUCCAACAAAAUGACCAGACCUACCUUUCACUGCAUUGGAGAUAAGAAAGUGAGGCUGUUAGCAAUGACAUUUUACUCUUGGAAUGGUCUCAUUUGAGUGACAUGAGACCAAAAUCAAAGGAAUGAUAAUCAUAAUAAUAAUACAAUGAUAAUUAUAGUAAUAAUAAC